GCGCCUGCCCGCGGGCCGCGAGCCUGAGCCCGGCUUUUCCAAAGGCCCGGGAGCGCGGCGAGGACGCCGGGACCGGAAGCAGCGUGGGAUGCGGCUGACGCGGACGCGCCUGUGCUCGCUGCUCGUCGCCCUGUACUGCCUCUUCUCCAUCUACGCAGCCUACCACGUCUUCUUCGGGCGCCGUCGCCGGGCGCCGGUCGGGACCCCCCGGGGCUCCAGGAAAGCGGGGUCGCAGGCGAAGGAGAGGCGCGGCAGAGAGCAGUCUGUCCUGGAGAGUGAAGAAUGGAAUCCGUGGGAAGGAGAUGAAAAAAGCGAGCAGCAACAAAGAAUUAAAAGUGGCCUGCAGAUAUUAAAUAAACCCACCAAAGAAAAACUAGAGCACCGAGUACAGAUCUGGGGCAAAGCUGCCAUUGGUCUGUAUCUCUGGGAACACAUUUUUGAAGGCACUCUUGAUCCCGCUGAUGUGACUGCUCAAUGGAGGGAAGGACAGUCAGUUGUAGGAAGAACACAUUACAGUUUCAUCACUGGCCCAGCUGUAGUUCCAGGCUACUUCUCCAUAGAUGUGGACAAUGUGGUACUUGUUUUAAAUGGAAGAGAAAAAACAAAGAUCUUCCACGCCACCCAGUGGUUACUUUACACACAGAACUUAAUGCAAACCCAAAAACUGCAGCAUCUGGCUGUUGUUUUGCUGGGAAAUGAGCAGUGUGAUAAUGACUGGAUAAUGCAGUUCCUCAAAAGAAACGGAGGCUUUGUGGACCUGCUUUUCAUAACAUACGACAGCCCCUGGAUUAACGGUGCAGAUGUUCUCCAGUGGCCUUUAGGUGUAGCAACAUACAGGAAGUUUCCUGUGGUUGAAGCCAGCUGGUCGUUGCUCCAUGAUGAGAGGCCCUAUGUAUGUAAUUUCUUAGGAACUAUCUAUGAAAAUUCAUCAAGACAAGCACUGAUGAACAUUUUGAAACAAGAUGGAAGUGAUCAACUUUGUUGGGUUUCUGCAAGGGAGCAGUGGCAGCCUCAGGAGACAAAUGAAAGUCUUAAGAAUUACCAGGAUGCUUUGCUUCAGAGUGACCUCACAUUGUGUCCUGUAGGAGUGAACACAGAAUGUUAUAGAAUAUAUGAGGCCUGCUCCUUUGGUUCCAUCCCUGUGGUAGAAGAUGUCAUGACAGCUGGCCACUGUGGAAACACAUCCAGUCACCACAGCGCCCCUCUGCAGCUGCUCAAAGCCAUGGGUGCUCCCUUUAUCUUCAUCAAGAACUGGAAGGAGCUUCCUGCUAUUUUAGAAAAGGAGAAGACUAUAAUUUUACAAGAAAAAGUUCAAAGAAGGAAAAUGCUACUUCAGUGGUACCAACACUUCAAAGCAGAGCUGAAGCGGAAAUUUAUUAAUACUUUAGAAAAUUCUUUUUUUAUGAAUAAUAAAGGUUAAUCAUAUCUAAGUGUGUGCUUAUAAGUGUGUAUAUUUAUAGUGUUUGCUAAGCUUCAUCAACUUCUGUUUUAUAUACCAGACCAAAUGUUCUCCUUUUUGACUAUUACGUACAAGAUAAAAAAGAUGGUAAAAUUUUACCCAGAUUGCCCUGGCAAGAUGGUUGAGUGGGUAAAGGUGCUUCUUGCCAAGCCUGGUGACCUAAAUUCAGUCCCCAGAACCACAUGAUAGGAGAGAAAUGAGUCUCACAGGCUGCCUUGUGACCUCCACCAGCAUGCAAACACAUCAAAUAACUUACUUAGGUUCAGUUCUACCAAGAUAAAUAACUCAGUAUUUACCAAUUUUUCUCUCAUCUUUAGCCCACGUUAGGGGCCGUAGUGUUGCCUGGUGGUUAAGAGUGUUUAUUACUCUUGCAUAUAAGCUCAGUUUGGUACCCAGCAACCAUAUCAGGCUUUCAACCAUCUGUAAGUAUUGCUCCAUAUGUCCUGAUACAUGUCCUCAAGGACACCUGCACACAAGUGCACAUAAUGCAUGAAAUAAAAGAACAUGCAGUAUUAUUUACUAGGACUGGCAUGUGAAUGUAAGGGUAUGAGGAUAGAUGCUGACUAAGUUACAAAAUUACAGUGAUCAAUGAAUUCAACAGCUCUAUUGUACAAAAUGGUGAUUAUUGUAAUAAUAAAUUUGAAGACUGCCUGAGUGGGUGCUAUGUGUACUCAUAAAAUGUAUUAACUCUGAGGUAAUGUAGAUGUUAAUUAGCAAGGUGUGGUCAGUUCACAAUGUAUAUGUCCCCAAAGCAUUGCACUUGAUAAACACAUUCAAUUUUAUCUGCCAGUAUUAGAAAUAAUUAGUUCACUCUAGGGAAUCAGCAUUGUAUAUCAAAAGACUGGGUAUUGCAGUCAGAAAAACAUUAAGAACUACAGUUUCCAUGGGGAUUUUGCCCAAGCCAACUGUUCAUGCUGUGUCUUGUUUUUUUUUCCAGGUGAAAAGUAUUUGCUCCCUUGCUAUUGGGAUAAAGCACCUGGCAGCUUUUUUCAGUUACACAGGCCCCAUGUGGUAGUUAAUGAGUUAACACUGUCCGAUGUGACCACUGAAGAAUGGAGCCACUCCAUCUCCAUCCAAAGUACCAAGAUUGCCUAGGAUGAGCCUAGAGUAAUUGUCCAGGUAGCUGGUAAGUCUCUCAUUCAGUACAGAGGCCCUUUGGUUUAUACUUCCUCUUUAAAUUUAUUCUCAGAUCUCUGGCCCAUGUUGAUGGCUAACUGUAGCUUCUUCUAUUUAAUAGCAGCUGCCUGGUUAGUUCAUUUCCAAUGUGAAAAUCAGGCCUUGCUGCUUCUAGAGCUGUUAGGUGAAAGAAACAGACACAAAAACAGGUUUCAGUGUGACUUUUUACUAUUUAUUUAGAGGAGCUUGCUUUGUAGUGACUGCUCUCAGAAAUCGCCAUUUGUGUCUCGCGAUAAAUGAUUGGAUGGGAAAAAAAUAUCCAAGCAUAUGUGUUAAAAAAAAAA
Molecule: messenger RNA, 2919 nt
Organism: Microtus ochrogaster (prairie vole)
Lineage: Eukaryota; Metazoa; Chordata; Mammalia; Rodentia; Cricetidae
Gene: Rxylt1
Product: ribitol xylosyltransferase 1
Biological process (GO): protein O-linked glycosylation via mannose
Cellular component (GO): Golgi apparatus
Molecular function (GO): ribitol beta-1,4-xylosyltransferase activity
Source: RefSeq, a predicted model, not a curated record